UCGUACACUACCCACAACCGGUUAUCGUUUUCCUGCCCACGCCGGGGAGACGAAUUUGGCAGUGAGCAGGCGGGUUGGCUGGCUGACUGGCUGGCUGGUGGGUCCGUUGUCGAAGGCGCAUGCGUUUUCCCAAUGCAGUGAAACGAUUGUUGUGAAUUAGCAGUGCAGUGAAUUGUGCAACAAAUUUGAUAUAAAACUGUGUACGAAGUGACUGUGAAAAGUUGAAAUAAUACAUAAAAGUUCAUCGUCAUCCAGCUCCAUAUAACGGCAGCAACACUGAAGGCCCUCCCGUUCGAUGACUUCUGCCACAGCAUGAUCCCAUGUCUGUUGGGUUAAAAUACAUUCCAACCGUGCCCAAGAAGUGAAGUGUCUGAAAGGGUCGACCAAAAAAACAAGAGCGCAGUGUUGUAGGAACUCUCGCCCGGAGUCGAGCAUCUUGGUGGAGCUGUGAAGGGCGGUUAGACGUCUCGCCAGAAUGGACGAGUCCGGUUCGUCCAGCAACGAUUACAGUCACCAGCAACCGGUCGGCAACACCGGCGGUGACGGUGGUGAUAAUGGUGCCUAUGCCUACAAGAACGAAAUAUCCCUCUCGAUCGGGGAUGAUGAUCAGAACUCGCGUACAAACAGUACCGCCGUACCGACGCCCUCGCCGCGCCAUAUCGAAGUCCCGAUCGGAGCCGGCAGCCCCGAAGGGGAAACGAACGAGUACGCUGCAUUGAACCGUAGCAGCGGGUCCGGAGGUUCGCCCGGUGGCAAAUCGAACGGGCUGGACAAUCCGGGCUUCGAGCUCGAGCACGACAAACGCCCGCUAAGCUCGUUCGGCCAUACGGCCGGCAAGGACGAAAAGUCGCUCGGCGUGGUGUCGAUCAACGGGAAGACGGUGGGCGAAAAGCCACUGGCCGAAGCGGUUAAUCUCGAGCUGCUCAACAUGUCCUCGAAGCCUUCGAACGGCCAUCACCAGAAUGGGACGAACGGGGCCAGCGCGCUGCCGGUCAAGAAGGAUACCGAGGUGGAUCUGGGCGAUCCGUACGACGAGUACUUUGUGCCGGUGAACGAACACCGGAAGUUCAUGAGUGUCUCCUUCCAAAAGUCGCGCCACGGCCCAGUUGGUCAUCCCGUGUACGGACGUCAUGGCCGCGGUGUCGACUACACCGGGCACUCGGUUAAUGAGCCCGCCCCCGGAACGAUGGACUAUAAACAGUGGACCAAAAUCACGAGGGGUGAAAAACUAUACGUCACCAAGGACAAACGAGAGAAAAAGCGUAAGAACUGGCCUUUCUGGUUGCUUGGCCUAGCGGUACUGCUGGCCGUGAUCGUUGUGGCAAUCCUUGCCGGAUCCGGAGUCAUCUUCAACGACAGUCCUACCCCAGUUGAGUCACGUCAGUUCGGCGAUAAGGUGGCGACAGCCGGUGUAUUCGGGGGAGGAAAAUCCCGGCCAGGAAAUGCAAGUAGCACGGUACCGACCACGAGCACUAGCAGCGAGUAUCCAACGACACCAUCGCCCCCCAGCUCUACCCUACCACCGGUACCGCCAUCCACCGAGGAGAUUACCGUGUACGUACCGAACACACUCGAGGGACAGAUUACGCUGGCGAACGUCGAGUUCUUGGACGACUAUCGCAAUCCGAACAGUUCCGCUUACAAAACGUUAGCGAUGGAGUUGGAGGAAGAACUGAAAGACACGCUCAGCACACCGGACGCCCGUGGACCCAUUUACGUCAAGAUUCUAAACAUGAAGCCCGGUUCCGUGGUGGUGGACUAUCGUGUCAGCUGGGAGCCGAACACGAUGGAAAUGUCCGAAGACACAAUGAAGCUCCGGUUGAAUAGCUUUUUGCAGCAAAACGGAAACUAUUUGUCCACCUACAUCGUACCGACGAACACGAUCCGCGUCGCACGGUUGCCUGACGUUUGCGUCAUGAGAAGCUCUGGAAAGAACUGUGAAUACGGUUGUACGUUUGAUGCAAAGGUUGGCGAUUUCAUGUGUACCUGUCCGAAGGGAAUGCUGUUGAAUGAUGAAGACGGGCGCACGUGCUACACUCCAGUUCCUGCGCUCAAUGGCGGAGAGGAAGAACACGAGGAACCAAAGAGUGAACCGGAACCUGCAAGCGAGCCGGAGCCAGCGAGUGAACCGGAGCCAGCGAGUGAACCGGAGCCAGCGAGUGAACCGGAGCCAGCGAGUGAACCGGAGCCAGCGAGUGAGCCGGAACCAGCGAGUGAGCCGGAACCAGCGAGUGAGCCGGAGCCUGCUAGUGAACCAGAGCCUGCAAGUGAACCAGAGCCUGCAAGUGAGCCUGAACCCGCAAGUGAACCGGAACCAACUAGCGAGCCCGAACCGGCGAGUGAACCAGAACCCACAAGUGAACCGGAGCCUGCUAGUGAACCCGAACCGGCCAGUGAACCCGAACCUGCAAGUGAACCAGAACCAGCAAGUGAGCCUGAACCAGCGAGUGAACCGGAGCCUUCAAGUGAACCGGAACCGGCAAGUGAACCCGAAGCGGCUAGUAAACCGGAACCCGAGCCAGAACCCAAGAGCGAACCUGAACCAACGAGUGAACCUGAACCUUCAUCGGAGCCUGAAUCAAGUAGCACCAACACGUAUACAAAAGCUUCAUCCAACGAUCAUGCUGCCAAGCUGAUCAUUUCUACUGAGGCUUCUACCACCGAGACAGAACCCAAAAGUGAGCCAGAACCUACGUCGGAACCAGAACCUUCAAGCGAGCCCGAACCAUCGAGCGAGCCAGAACCAACGAGCGAACCGGAACCGGCAAGUGAGCCCGAACCGGCAAGAGAACCCGAACCGGCAAGUGAACCCGAACCGGCAAGUGAACCCGAACCGACUAGUGAACCUGAACCAUCGAGUGAACCGGAGCCAACGAGCGAACCCGAACCAUCAAGUGAACCAGAGCCUACGAGCGAACCUGAACCUGCUAGUGAGCCAGAACCCGCCUCAAGUGCCGAUACCGAGGAGAAAUUGACCGAAUCCGAUAAACUACUAAGACAAGUCGUACAGUCCACCACGGAACGUGACACUGGUGUUACGACCACAACGACGAUCGGUCACCUAUCUUCAUCACCAUCGUCUACCGCAACGACGGACGAUUCGCAACUGCCCGAUUUUAUGUUCGUCGAUAAGGAAUCGAUGCUCAAGCACUCGACCACGAUCGAAAGCUCAACACCGCACGAACUGGUUGUGUCGGUAACGGAACAGGCUGGCAAAGACGAGACACCGGCACCCGUCACUGAAACGAUUGUAGACGACACUCCAAUGCCGUCCACGUCCAGCUUCUUCGUAACGCCAAAGCCGACGACCGCUUCCCCACCGAAAGCAUCCACGCCGGUGAACGGGUUCGAGGGACGUUCGCUGUCCUCGAACGAUACGGCAGAAAACACGGUGUACGCCACCUCCAGUCCAAUUUCGCUAGAACAGUGGCGCUCGUCGACCAGCUUUGCCACCUCGACCGAAGCCUUCGCACAAGACUCGGAACGACAGGAUGAAACAAACCCUUUCCUGCCAUCGAUUGAAACUUCGAGCACGCGAAACCCUGUCACAGCGUCGUAUGCCGUAACGGAAACCGUCGUUGAGGCCGAAACAACCGCGCCCAUACUGGCGGUACAUAACGAGUCACCGUUCCUACCGGAGACGGAGAACAACGCUAGUUUGGUGAAAAUACUGCACGAGGGAUUGGAUCGCCACGAGGGUUAUGAAAUCGAAACGCAACCACAGUUUUUGGAUGUGGUUCCACUGUCGAAGGAGAGCGAUAGAAACGAGUACAAGAAGCAGCUGAACUCUCACGUCACGGAGACGAUCUACAUCACAACCACCAUUCGUAGCCCGGUUCCGGUUACGCCGGAAUCUCUGGAGGAGCUGCUGUCGGUUGCCAGCUCUAGGAACAUUGUCGAGCAGACGACGGCUAGUGGGGAAGAGAUGGCCACCAGUACGGAGCGUGAAAUGGAAGAGCCAACCACCGUGAUGGAACAGGCGAAGGAAGCUACGAUGGAACAGACAUCCACUACUGAGCGUGCAAAUGAGAACUCAACGAUUGCCAGAGUUGCAUCCGAGGUAGAAACUACUUCGGCUAUGGAACAAACGGCUGGAAGUGCCACUGAAGCUGCAAUGAAUGACAGCACCGAGAGAAUGCAAACGACUACCGAUAGUGAAGAGGAACCACAAUCCACGACAAUUAUUGCUGUGGAGAGAACUACUUUGACGGACAACGUCGAUGCUAGUCCGAGAUCUCAGAAUCUAACGGAUGCAACCACUUCCGAGGGUAGUACAUCGACAACGACCACCACUACAACGACAUCGGAAGCGCCAAGCACUACAACCACUACCACCACUUCUUCCACUUCGACCAUUCCACCGGUGGUGACUGAGGCACUGGAACGCAUCACAGCUAUCGAGAAGGACCUGAUCAGUCUGAAGGAGAACGAUCUUGCGGACGACAACAACAUACUCGAUAACGAUCUUCGAGUAAUACCGCUCAACUGGAGGAAAGACACCUCAACAACUGCCAGCCCAGACCUGGGCUCCAACUCUGUCGCCGAUGCCGAGCCCAACAAUCCGGCCACCCUCAUCCCAACCACGACGACCGGUCAUUUUUUAGACGAAACGACGUUUCAUUUGAUUAGAUCAGAACGAUCGAAUGGAACGUCGUUAAUCGGAAGCCGUUUUUCUGAGGAAGACCAGAGCCAAACCCUCCCGGAAUUGCCGAGCACUGCGAACGCUCCGAUCGCCGGGGACAAACAGCUGGAAACGAUACUGGAGCGUGCGGCGGCAGCCUCGACCUCCAUGUUCACAAAGUGCGCCGUAGGACAGUUCGAGUGCAUCAAUGGCACCUCGAUCAAGGACGGCAGCUCGUGCAUCCAGAAGUCGGAACGAUGCGAUUCGGUAUCCCACUGUUCUGACCACUCGGACGAGCAGGACUGCGAGCGGCUCGGUUGUCCGGGUCACUUCCAGUGUCAGGAUGGUGUGUGUCUAGCACGGCAGCACGUGUGCGACGGGAUAGCACACUGUCACGACGGUUCCGACGAGCAGAACUGUGGUGAGUGGUUGUGCAACUUUGACGAGCUGUCGUGCAAUCCGACCACCGGCAAUGGGCCGUGCCUGCCGGCGCUGUGGAAGUGCGACGGGUUGGAGCAGUGCGCUAACGGGUUCGACGAAAGCAACUGUCCGGACACUUGCACGAACGAUGAGUACUUCUGCGCGGGGCAGCGAAAGUGCAUCCCGGAAGCGUGGCGCUGUGACGGAUCCGUCGAUUGCAGCGACGGUGAGGACGAACGGCUGUGUGAUUGUCCGCUGGAUAACUUCAAGUGUAACACCGGUGGCUGCGUGCCCGGGGCGUACGUUUGCGACGGACAUCCCCAGUGUCCGGAUCAGUCGGACGAAUGGAAUUGCUACCAGCUGGACCGGAACGAUGGAACGUUGCGCGUGAAGCGUAACUCCUCGGACGCACUCACAGUUUGUGGCGAUGGCUGGAACGGUGCGCUAGCGACUCAGGUUUGUGCUGAGCUGGGUUUCGCUGGCGCUAGCAAGGUUCUGUUCGCAAAGGUGGCCACGGGCAAUGGUUCACUAGUGGACAGUAUGUACCGGGUGACCGAGCAGAACCGGCUGGAGUUUGAACCGAUCCACUCGAUGGAGUGCAAUCAGGGGUUGAAGCUGUACUGCGAGGAGUAUCGCUGCGGUCGUGAGAGCAUUCAGCCAACGUUGGAGCAACGCAUCGCGGGCGGUGUCACCUCGGACCCGAACCAGUGGCCCAGUUUAGCGUUAGCCUUCAGUAAUAAUGCUGCCAUCAAGUGUACAGUCAGCAUAGUUUCUCCCCGAUGGGCGCUGGCCAGCUACACCUGCAUCAUGGGCAAGACAGAGUUCGUCAACAACGGUAACUUGGGUGAUAUGAGCUGGAAACUCUUCGCCGGAAGCGCUCAGUUUAAUGCCUCGCUAGAAGACGUCUCGCUUCGCAGUGCGGACGCUUCGUACCAGAUAGUGGACGUGAAGCGUGUUGUGCCGUAUCCGCAGUCGAAGUACAAACAGUUCAUGUACACCGGUGAUGUCGCCCUGCUGGAACUGGCCACACCGCUCAAGCUGAAGGAAGCGGUGGGCAGCGUUUGUCUGACGGAAGGGGCCCACAUCGAUUCGGAGCAGUUCUGCCUAACCGCCGGCUGGGGUUCGGAUCUCGAGAAUACGGCCACGACGGAACAGUACCUAAAGUAUCUGCCCGUACCGACGGUACCGACGGAGCGUUGCAACUCUUCGGUGCACUACAAUGGUUCCCUCCCGGAGAACGCCAUCUGUGCCGGGUAUCUAAACAGCAACAAAACAACAUGCUACAAUGAUGAGGGUGCGCCACUGAUGUGCUACCUGGACGGUUCGGGCCAGUGGCAGCUGGAAGGCAUCCUUAGCUACCACGGCAACUGUGGCAAACGACCGCACCCGGCCAUCUACAAUUCGAUUACCUCAAACAUUUCCACCUGGAUUCGGAACACCGUUGGAAAUGAUCUUAUGUUCGAAAGGGUUACCGCCUCGGGGACGGUUGAUGCAGGGGUAGCGUCAACCACUACCGACACCACCAUUGCUGCCGGCAAUGCUUCCUCAACGGCCUUCUCCGCAACUACCACGGCGGCGACAGCAACGGCCAGACCGAGCGAGGACGGAACCAUCGCCGGUAGCAGCACAGCAACGGCAUCCGUCUCCAUCGAACGGUAAUCCGGACCGGCGGGUUACUGCUGCUACCAUCCUGCUCCGUUCUCAUCAGUAGCAGUAGUAGCUAUAGCAACCGUACUAGUAGCAGCAGCAGCAGUAGUAAUAGUAAUUGACGGACUCUUCUGAGCACGUGUUGUACAUAAUAUCUACCAGUUAAAUAGUGCGGGAGGGAAAAACAAGCUUAUGAAUGUGAGGAAUGUCGGGCGAAGGAAGGGGGGAACUGAUAGAGGGAACUGUUAAAAACUUACGCGCAGAACAUGCAGGAAACGCCUAGUCACAAAAGUCGAAUAUUUUGUGCCAAUAUUAUUUGAAGAACCGUUCUGCAUAACCGUUGCACAUCAGCCGAGCGGAAAGAAGGAAAACCCACAAAACCCGAAGAAAAACAUGGGGGAAAUUUGUACAGUGAAUACAUGCUUCCUAAGGCAAUGCGAGCAACCGAACGUUCUACCGUAUGCGGAAAGGAUGGUUCAAAUGUUUCAGCCAUCCUUUAACAAGCCCCCCACCAACAAUUUGCAUACGAUUCCAAGUGGUUCGAAAUCGAAAGCCACCAAACGCGUAUAGAGAUGAUAAAGGAGGAUGCUUAUAAUAUGUUUUCUAUGUGUGUUUUUGUGGUUGUGCACUUGUACAAGCAAAAGGGAUAGAGAGUCGUACGCGUGCAGGUGGUUGUAUUUCCAUACCACUUGCAAGAAGCAAUAUUCGCAAUUCGUGUUCUUUUUCGUGAGCAAUUUUUAAAUCGUUUGUACAGGAACAGGCAACGGACACGCGCACCGGCCACAGGGCGGCGGGGAGUGAAUGUUAAACGGAACGGACUGUAUUCGGCUACUCUUGGGGUAACGGAAGAGUCUUGUGCAGUUUGUAUGUAAAAGCAAUAAACAAUUUAUAUCUAGAUACGAAUGA
Messenger RNA from Anopheles stephensi (Asian malaria mosquito), 7594 nucleotides. RefSeq lists its product as uncharacterized. NCBI's taxonomy places the organism in Eukaryota, Metazoa, Arthropoda, Insecta, Diptera, Culicidae. Gene Ontology annotation, biological process: proteolysis. Gene Ontology annotation, cellular component: plasma membrane. Bases 476 to 6700 code for a protein of 2074 amino acids. The record is from RefSeq and is a predicted model, not a curated record. Gene Ontology annotation, molecular function: serine-type endopeptidase activity; protein binding. The transcript has 12 exons.